AUGCCCUCUGGAGCAGCUACUGCGGGUCUAUUCCUCAGCCUGACCUUGGCCUUUACCAAAGGUUUCCUGUUCGAGGGCCACUCGCUAGGGCCACCAUGCCACCCCAGCCACGUCUGCACGCUGGCCUUCGUCUCUGACAACCCGGUGGUCCUGCGUUGCCAUCAUGGCUCGCUCGGGGUCCUUAUCACCUGGCAGUACCACGAUCCGGCCCAGACCGAUGAGCGGCCCGUCACUUUCCUGCGCUCCGGGAGCCCCUUUUGGCCGGCAGUCAGCCGAGCCAAUUUGCGACGGUUGCAGCUGAAGUCCCGGCUCUUAGCCGGCAACCUCUACAUCCCAAGCCCCAGUGCGCGGGACUCCGGCGUGUACACCUGCCGCAUGGGCGACGCCACGCUCGCCUAUUACCAGGUCGAUUUCCAGGACGCUGACAGCAUCCACGCCUCGCACGCCAGCCUCGGGGAGACCACCCUGGGCAAUGCCACUGCCGACCUGGCCAACGGGUCGCGGGCCAAGCUGUUCACUUCCUGGGGGCCCUGGCAGCCUUGCGAUCGCUGCGGCCAACCCGGAGAAAGGAAGCGAGUCGGGUUUUGUUACGCCCAGGUGAUCGCCAGGAAGGAGGGCCGUGAGGGGCAGCCGCUGCCGUGCGGAAUGGCCCGGAGGAAGCACCCGACGCUGCCCAAGCGGGGGCCAGAGCUGAGAGUGGAAGCCUGCCAGGUCCCCUGCGACGAGUCCUACCCGCUUGCCAAGGCGGAGCCCAACGCAAUGCCGCUUCUCGUCUACACCACCUACCACCCCGGUUUCCAGGACAUCACCUACUUACGCUGUCCCACCUCUUCCAUCUACAGCCCCGUUUACUGGCAGGAAGGCUCCACCCCACUGAUGCGCCUCCAGCUUCUCCAGCAGAACAGCAGCUCCCACAGCCUGGACGAGGCGACCGGCGGCGGGAUCCUUCGCCUCUCCUUCCAGAACCGCUCGCAGAGAGCUUUCUACCAGUGUUACGUCAACGGGCGUUUGGUGGGCAAGUUUCUGAUCGCUGCCCCCCGCGCCUUCCGGCCCGCCGGAGAGCUGGCCAACACCUACUCCGUCAUUGAGGCGCUGGUGGUGGGGAUGUCCAUGUUCCUGGUCUUCCUGAUGUUCCUCAGCAUCAUCCAGUCCUGCAGGAAGAAGACGGGAACCACCAUGGUCUAGGUGCA
Euleptes europaea (tarantolino) is the source of this 1190-nucleotide messenger RNA. RefSeq names its product family with sequence similarity 187 member B (gene FAM187B). The transcript has 2 exons. The record is from RefSeq and is a predicted model, not a curated record. Bases 1 to 1185 code for a protein of 394 amino acids. Lineage: Eukaryota; Metazoa; Chordata; Lepidosauria; Squamata; Sphaerodactylidae.